AUGGUCGAGCCACACUCUUUCACUGGACAGCUUACGCCAGAUGAGCUCAUUGACAUCGGUAAACAUUUUCUCAAGCUUGCCGAGAGCAUCAAGGAGACUGUCAACGAGCAAGACCAUCAGCACACGAUCAGCCAUACGUCAGAGAUCAUCGAUCAGCUACUCCCACGACAGAAACUCAUUCUUUACGAUUUACGUGCACACGCUUACGCUAUGCAAGGACAGCCCAGCACAGCCAUUAACGAUGCCCAGCAAAUGAUAACCCUGUCACCAACACUGGGAGCUGGUUAUCUUCGCAAAGCCAGUGUGUUUUCGAUGUAUGGAAAUCAAGCACAAGCAAUCGCGGCAUUCGAAGAAGGACUUCAACACGCAUCCACAGAUGUUAAUGAUUACACCGAGCAGCUGAUAACAGAAAAAACAGCAGCAUCAAACGCCAAGGAAAGGCGCAUCGAUUUGAUGACGUUAUUUCCAGCCGAAGUCACUGACGACAUUAUUGCACGACUGCCACAGGAUGCAAAAGCAGUGUGUUUGCUAGUGUCGAGACUGUGGCGUAAAAAACUUCUGGGAUGUGCGGCUGCAUGGGAAAAUCUAUCAAUAAGCGACAACAACAAUGAAAUCCAAAUUCUAGGUGUCGUACCAGGUUACAUUGGCCACCUCGUCAGACACCUGAUGAUCGACACAGCAACCGCAAACAUCACUCCUGUUUGUUUUCGACUUAUGAAUGAAGGAUGCUUUAGCCGAAUCGAUUCCCUUAAGAUUUCCGACACUACUGCGCGAGGUCUAGCACCGUACGUCGGAAGGUUGUUAAUCGCUCUGAGCCAGAUGAGCAAAACAUUGGCGACUCUUGAUCUUGACCUGGCACAAAAUGAUGAAACAUUUUCGCCUUCGAUUCUACUGACGGAUAUACUCUCUGCAUGCAGAAAUUUAAAAAACCUUACAUAUUCGACAUCGUCUCCGCUUGCAAAACUGGCCGGCGACUUUAAUACAGCGGAACAGCACAAGACACUCAUCAACAUGCAGCUCAAAGCAUCAUCUAUAACAAGACCGGAUAUCGAAUUCAUGCUUCAAAAAUGCCAAAAACUGCGACGAUUUGUCAUCAACGGUUGCAAUGCCACUGUCUUGGAUGCGGUCAACAGUCACUCGACAAAUCUUGAGAUUUUUGCCUACAAUCCAAGCUUUACUAUUCCACAGUUACAAGGCGAUAUCAGUAAUGAUGAAACGGGUCUACGACAGAUCUACACAGGUAAUUAUGAUGAUGUGCCAGCUACACAUCUUUUGCCUCUCAUAUACAAAAACCGCACGACAUUGGAGACCGUGCACGCACUUAUGUCACCCAUCACCAACGAGGAAGAACUCCAGAGCUUGUACGCAGCAUAUCCUUUCUUCAAGCUAAAGCGCGUGACAAAACUGGCCUUCUGGGGGCUCCGAGGAAUUCAGAAAUUUAUGCUUCAGGCAAUUCGAAACACGACUACCUUGUUUGAUCUCACUGUCACAUUCGCAUACGACGUCAACGAGUUAGUCGAAGCUAUUUUAAAGCUACCAUCCUUGAAAAUAGUUAAAUUAUCAAAUAUUCGCCAGUCAAUAGGCUCUUCAAGCUGGAUCACACUUUUCGAAAGUUAUGGCGACAUCUCACAUUCACGACCCUCAUUGCAGUGUGCCUCGCUUCAAUACUGCGACGGAAUUACGGACGCCGAACUUGUUGCUUUGUCUGGAAUCAAGUCACUGCAUGAGAUUACUUUAGAUCGCCUACUCCAUGUUUCUGCCAACGGCAUCUCGACGCUCAUCCAAAACCUCUCCAGUCAAUUGACAUCUGUACAGCUCAUAGAUAUGGAUGUAGUUGAUGACAGUGCUUUAGUUGCCCUUGGGGACCUGAAACGAAUGACCUAUAUCAAAUUGGACCUACUGGACAGCAUAACAGACCAAGGAAUCCGAAGAAUGGUGGAUAAAGCAUGCUGCCCUACAACCACGUUGACCAAGCUAGUCGUAACACGAUGUGACCUGAUUACCAGUGCGUGUAUAGAAUAUGCAAGUCAACAAAUCAAAGUACAGUGGACCCCCGCUUUUUUCAAGGCUGCUAUUCCUGAACACUCUUGA
Molecule: messenger RNA, 2091 nt
Organism: Zychaea mexicana
Lineage: Eukaryota; Fungi; Mucoromycota; Mucoromycetes; Mucorales; Lichtheimiaceae
Exons: 2
Coding region: 1-2091 (696 amino acids)
Biological process (GO): SCF-dependent proteasomal ubiquitin-dependent protein catabolic process
Cellular component (GO): SCF ubiquitin ligase complex
Molecular function (GO): protein binding
Source: RefSeq, a predicted model, not a curated record